Messenger RNA from Acromyrmex echinatior (Panamanian leafcutter ant), 2883 nucleotides. It is a transcript of the gene Tmtc2, whose product is annotated as Transmembrane O-mannosyltransferase targeting cadherins 2. Gene Ontology annotation, biological process: protein O-linked glycosylation via mannose. Lineage: Eukaryota; Metazoa; Arthropoda; Insecta; Hymenoptera; Formicidae. The record is from RefSeq and is a predicted model, not a curated record. Gene Ontology annotation, molecular function: protein binding; mannosyltransferase activity. Gene Ontology annotation, cellular component: endoplasmic reticulum membrane.
GGUGGCGGUGGUGCUGGUGCUGCUGGUGGUAGCAGUAGUGGUGCAGGAGGAAGGCCCGCGGACGUGCAACAAGUUAAGAGGCCGCCGCCGUCGACGUCGCUGUCGCCGCCAGCCUUCUCGACAGCACGAUGUGACAUGGAUAUCCUCGCCGUAGCCUGCGCCCUCGUCGCGACGGCACUCUACUGCAACACCCUGCAAGCGGGUUUCGUCUACGAUGACCGAAGAGCCAUCCUGACAAAUCCCGACCUGCUGGCGAGCACACCUUGGUACCGAUUGUUCGAGAAUGACUUCUGGGGAACACCGCUGACGGAACGUGGCUCACAUGGAAGCUAUCGACCGCUCUGUGUGGCCACCUUUCGUCUGAACCAUUUUCUAGGUGGUCUCGAACCCUGGGGCUACCAUCUGGUGAACGUGGCAUUACACGCCGCCUGUACCGUUCUCGUGGUCAAGGUCGCCAGAAAGGUCCUACCAGGAAGGAGCAAUCUCGCGCACGCGAUCACAGGUUUCCUGUUUGCGGUCCAUCCCAUUCACAGUGAAGCUGUGGCUGGUAUAGUCGGACGUGCCGACCUUCUUGCCUGUUUCCUGACCUUGACAUCUUUCCUGACGUAUUCAGCCCAUUGUAAUCGCACGAGACCGUCGUUUCCUUUGCUACUGGCCCUAGUGUCGUCGACGUUGGCCACCCUUGCCAAGGAAACGGGCAUAUCGUCCUUGGCUCUCUGCCUUCUGUGGGAGCUCUGUCGUGGCGAGCCAAGUCGAAAGGGCAACUGCAGCGUGUUCACUCGGGGUCGUAGUGUCGGAAUUCUGUCGGGCGGUCUCGCGCUGCUCGCGCUGGGUCGGCUUAAGCUUGCCGGCAGCAGACCGGAAUUCGCGAGCGCGGACAAUCCGACGGCGAGGCAUCCGUCGCGACUAACGCGCAGUCUGACGUUCCUAUAUCUCCCGGCGGCCAGCGCGAGAAUGUUAUUGUGUCCGAGCACGCUGAGCUUCGACUGGUCGAUGGACGCCGUGCCGCGCAUAACGAGCCCAUUCGACCCACGGAAUCUUGAGUCCGUAUGUCUGUACGCCGUUCUAAUUGGCGCGGCAUUCUGGGCAGCUAGAGGUCUGCGACGACCCUGCCGGGACUCGACGAUGGGCCUAUUUCAACAAACGUACCCACGAUCGGCGUCGUCCAGGUGUCCCGUGUGCGCCGGCAGACGCAUCGGCGGUUGCCAUACGGACGGCUGUCGGGCGGCGAACAACAAUAACAACAGUCCGUUCGGCGAUUGUCAUUGUGCCAAGAGACCAAACAGCAAUGCCGGCGUGAAUGGUGUUAACGUCGGCAGCCGACAAACAGCGGCUACCGCCGUUGCCGUCUCCCUGGGCUUCCUUGUGCUUCCGUUCCUGCCGGCGAGCAAUCUUUUCUUCUACGUGGGCUUCGUCAUAGCCGAGAGGAUACUGUACCUGCCCAGCGUGGGCGCCUGUUUGGCGGUCGGCGCCGCGGUAUCCGGAUGUUACCGGAUAGCGAGAAGAAACGGGUCCAGAACACGCGGCAGAGUGGUGCUGUUGGGGACGGCGAUUCUCAUCGGCAUGUCGCUGCACGUCAAUCCUCCGAAAGCUUAUGGAAAUUUGGGCAGCAUUCUCAGCGAGCAGGGGCGAGUAACCGAAGCGGAAGAAGCAUUCGUUCAAGCUCUUCGCUAUCGACCGAACAUGGCAGAUGUGCACUAUAACUUGGGCAUCUUACAACAGGGCAGAAAGAAUUACGACGAGGCGAUUUUGAGUUAUCAACGAGCCAUUCAUUUCCGACCUUCGUUAGCUCAGGCUUAUGUGAAUCUGGGAGCCGCGUUGAUUUCGGUUGGACGGGGCACUGAUGCAGCUGCGGUUUUGCGCGCCGGUGCAUCCUUGGAUGGCUCCGGUUUGAAGGACAAAAGGGCUCACGAGGCGGCCAGGGUGCAGGCCCUCCUUCAAUUAGGCGCGCUGUAUGCCGAUCAGGGUAGAUUACAAAGAGCUCUGUCGGCAUAUAGGGAAGCCCUGCGUGCCCUACCGGAUCACUAUCCACCUCAGAGCGUGUACAAUCUGUUAGGCGAGACGCUGUCGAGGCUGCAACAGUAUGCGGAAGCGGAGAGGUGGUUUCAGGCGAGUUUGGCCAGCCAGCCUGACCACGUGCCGGCCCACAUCACUUACGGGAAACUUUUGGCACGGAACUCGAGCCGUGUCCUGGAAGCGGAGAGAUGGUUCCUGAGGGCCCGCAGGUUGGCACCGGACGACCCCAGUGUGCACCAUCAUUACGGGUUGUUCCUGACGUCGCAGGGUCGACUGGUGGAGGCUGCCGAAGAGCAGCUGCGAGCGGCCGAGCUGUUGCGGUCCGAUUAUGAACUGUCGGUCGCGGCGGCCUCGGCGCUGAGGCAGGCCGAUCGUCGCGAUGAGGCCGAGGUCUGGUAUCGACACGCGGCCAAUCUAAGGCCACACGAGGCCCGCAGUCAUACGAAUCUCGGCGCAAUCCUACACCUGAACGGCAAGUACAAGCAAGCCGCCGCGGCUUACAAGGAGGCUCUCAGGUUACAGCCGGGCGACGCGACGACCAUAACGAAUCUGCACAAACUAGCGGCGAUCUUGGCGUGACCUGAAGAAGCCGAAGGUGAUGGCGAUGAAAGAAAGCAAGGACGGAGAGAUGAUAAGAAAGACGAUAGUGUGUACUAUACGAUCCCGCGCGACGAAGAGGAUCCCAUCUUACCGAUCUUAUCGUGUAUCCCGAGACCCCCUACUGGCCCGAUCUUCCUACUGAUAUUUGUUUAUAUCUCUGCGUCGUCGGUGACGCGCGCGUUUGUCGUUUGCAUCAACGAUGCGCGGCCGACUCGUAUCGCCUGCUAUGGUAUGUAAAGAAUAAAGCUUCCUUUAUUUUUCUCUAUA